CUUAAAUGGAAAUAAAUUUCAAGUGGAAAUUAGUUGCUGUUAGUUCGAUAACACGCUUAUUUCGCAAAGCUACUGCCAACAAAAUCGACUACAACAACAACGACUACAAAUACAAAACUUGUGGAUUUUAAGAUUUGGAUUUGGAUCCCAUUUGCAUAUAAUGUCAUCAACAUGUGGAUUAAAUAUUGUUUUCAUGUCGAUCAUUUUCAUUAUCAUCGUAAAUGGCUACGCAAAAGAUAUUUCUGGAGUUGAAAGAGGUCGUGAGCGACUCAACGAAUACAUAUCCCACUAUGAAACACUCAACUAUGAUCAUGAGCACAUUAAAGCUAGUCACAGUAGCCGACGAUCGGUGACCAAAGAUCAUUUUGUACAUUUAAAGUUUGCAGCACAUGGAAGAGACUUCCAUCUUAGAUUAAAACGUGAUUUAAAUACAUUUAGUGAUAAGUUAGACUCUUAUGAUAGCAACGGCCCCAUUGAUGUCUCAACGGAUCAUAUCUAUGAGGGCGAAGUGAUAGGGGAUCGUAAUAGUUAUGUAUUUGGUUCCAUACACAAUGGGGUUUUCGAGGGUAAAAUUAUAACGGAACGUGAUGCCUAUUAUGUUGAACAUGCCAAACAUUAUUUUCCCACAAAUCGCUCGACGACAACGACCACCGCGACAACAACGUCCACGACGAUAACGGGGUCCACCAACACAAAGGAUACACAAAGCAACAACUACCACAACAAAACUGCCAUUGAUAAUAAGACAGAAAAGUUCAUAAAUAAAAAUGGUGCAAGCACAUCCACAACAACAACAUCUAGAACCACAUUCGAAACGUACUCGAGCACUUUCGAGCAGUCAGAGUUGUCUACGACUGUGCUUCCCAAAACGGAUGAGAGCUCUGGCGGCGCACAGGACGAACUUGAUUUUCACUCUAUUAUCUACAAGGAGUCGCAUGUUGAGGAUGCCUACGAGAAUGUACGCGAAGGUCACGUGGGUGGGUGCGGAAUUACGGAGGAGGUCUCACAAUGGAUGGAGAAUAUACAAAAUUCAGCCGUCGAGGAGCUACCGGUGCCCAUGUCAAAGGAUGACCAAAAGCUGCACCGGAAACAGCAGCACAAAAGCCAACAGCAACAACAGCAGCAACAUCCACCAAAGAAAUACGCCAGCGGCGACGAUGAUUUCAAAUUCCCACAUCAGAAAUAUACGAAGGAGGCAAACUUUGCCGAUGGUGCAUUCUAUGAUCCCGCAACCGGUCGACGACUGGGCACAACGGCCAAUGUCGCCGAUUGGCAUCAGCUCGUUCACGAGCGCGUCCGUCGCUCCACGGGCGGCAACAACAACAACGGAGGCAGCGGCUCCUCAGCCAGCGGUGCGACGAGCUCAGCCAGCGCCGGACGUGGCCGUGAGGAUAACAAAAAUACCUGCUCGCUGUACAUACAAACAGAUCCAUUGAUUUGGCGUCACAUACGCGAAGGCAUUGCUGAUCACGAUCGCGGCCGCAAGUACGAAGUGGAUGUGAAGACCCGUGAGGAAAUCACAUCGCUGAUUGCACAUCAUGUGACGGCAGUUAAUUACAUUUACCGCAACACAAAGUUCGACGGACGCACCGAGCAUCGCAAUAUACGCUUCGAGGUGCAACGCAUUAAGAUUGACGACGAUACUGCCUGCCGCCAUUCGUAUAACGGUCCACAUAAUGCUUUUUGCAAUGAGCAUAUGGACGUUUCCAACUUUUUGAAUCUCCACUCCUUAGAGGAUCACUCAGACUUUUGUCUAGCAUACGUAUUUACCUAUAGAGAUUUUACAGGUGGCACUUUGGGUUUGGCCUGGGUCGCCAGUGCUUCGGGCGCUUCUGGCGGCAUAUGUGAGAAGUACAAGACCUAUACGGAGACGGUGGGUGGACAAUACCAGAGCACAAAGCGCUCAUUGAACACUGGAAUCAUUACAUUCGUCAACUACAACAGUCGCGUGCCACCGAAAGUAUCUCAGCUGACACUGGCCCAUGAGAUUGGCCAUAACUUUGGAUCACCGCACGACUAUCCGCAAGAGUGCCGUCCUGGUGGACUGAAUGGCAAUUAUAUAAUGUUCGCCAGUGCCACAUCUGGUGAUCGUCCUAACAAUUCCAAAUUUUCACCCUGUUCCAUACGCAACAUUUCCAAUGUGCUCGACGUGCUGGUUGGCAACACGAAGCGCGACUGCUUCAAGGCCUCGGAGGGUGCCUUCUGUGGCAACAAGAUCGUGGAGUCUGGCGAAGAAUGCGACUGUGGCUUCAACGAGGAGGAAUGCAAGGACAAAUGCUGCUAUCCGCGCCUCAUCAGCGAGUACGAUCAGUCGCUCAAUUCGAGUGCCAAGGGCUGCAAGCGACGCGCCAAGACGCAAUGCUCACCAUCGCAGGGACCCUGCUGUCUGUCCAACUCGUGCACCUUUGUGCCGACGACCUAUUCGCAGAAGUGCAAGGAGGAAACCGAGUGUAGCUGGUCGAGCACCUGCAAUGGCACCACCGCCGAGUGCCCAGAACCGCAGCAUCGGGAUGACAAGACGAUGUGCAACAAUGGCACCGCCCUGUGCAUACGCGGCGAAUGCAGUGGCUCACCCUGUCUGCUGUGGAACAUGACGAAAUGUUUCCUCACCUCGAACAUGUUGCCGCACAUUGACAAGCGCAAGCUGUGCGAACUGGCCUGCCAGGAUGGCAACGAUACCAACACCUGUCGCAGCACAAGCGAAUUUGCCGCCGAAUAUAAUAUACAACCGGGUGGCAUUAGUCUCCAGCCCGGCUCACCCUGUGACAAUUUCCAGGGCUACUGCGAUGUCUUUCUCAAGUGUCGCGCAGUCGACGCCGACGGUCCCCUUGUGCGCCUCAAGAAUCUCCUACUCAAUCGUGAGACCCUGCUCACCGUCGCCGAGUGGGUAACCGGUAACUGGUAUCUGGUGGUGCUGAUUGGAGUCGGAUUCAUCGUUGUUCUUGGCGCCUUUAUCAAAUGCUGCGCCGUCCACACGCCCAGUUCCAAUCCCAAGAAGCGUCGCGCUCGACGCAUCAGCGAAACGCUCCGUGCCCCAAUGAAUACACUACGCAGAAUGCAGCGUCAUCCGCACCAGCGCGGCGCCGGACCACGAAGCAUUCCACCACCGGCGCACGAGGCGCAGCAUUAUCCCCGAGGCGGUGGUACUAGUGGAGCCGGUGGUGGUGCCGGAGGUGGAGGCGGACGACAUGGAGGCGGACGUGGUAAUCAUCAUCAAGCGCAUCCACACGAAUGGGAUCGGCAUCAGGGCGGGCAUUCGAUAGUUCCGCUGCCCACUGGCGGCAGUCACGCUCAUCGCAGCUCGGCGGCGAAUCAGGCGCGACGCAGCGAUGGACGUGGGGCACGGCCCAGCAGCAGUGGACGACCACAGGCCAGCGGAGGAGCAGCUCGUUUGGGGUAUGGAGCUGAGCUGGGUGCCACGGGUGGUGGCGGUGGUGUUGGUGGUGCUGCUGCUGCUGCUGCAUCUGCUGCUGUCCAGGCUGCCAUCAGCAGCGGUGGUGUUGUGGCACGUGCUCAACUGCCGCUGCCCUUGCCGCCGGCCAACGCACAACAGCCGCAACAGCAACAAGCACUCUCACCGCAACAACAACAACAACAACAACAACAAUCGCAAGCGUUUUAUGCGCCGAAAGGCGUCACGCCCCCGCCGCCGCUUCAAGUAAGCUUUAGUCGACCGACAUCGCUGCAUGAGCAACAACCACAACAACAACAACAACCACAAGAACAACAACAGCAGCAGCACCAGCAGCAGGAGUCGGAACAGUUGCAACAACAACAGCACGCCUAUGCCGACGCAUAUGCGGCUUUGGGGCGCAGCCACUAUGAGUCGACAACGCGGGCGCCCAACAACAGCAAAGUUUGACAGCCAAAAUUGAUGUCGGAGCGCCAUAAGAAACCAAAAGCAAAACGGCAAAAGCAAAAGCAGCAACAACAAAAACAACUUC
This is a messenger RNA of Drosophila grimshawi, 3944 nucleotides long. RefSeq lists its product as uncharacterized. The record is from RefSeq and is a predicted model, not a curated record. Gene Ontology annotation, molecular function: metalloendopeptidase activity. Gene Ontology annotation, biological process: membrane protein ectodomain proteolysis; Notch signaling pathway. Gene Ontology annotation, cellular component: plasma membrane. Lineage: Eukaryota; Metazoa; Arthropoda; Insecta; Diptera; Drosophilidae.